Molecule: messenger RNA, 2734 nt
Organism: Scaptodrosophila lebanonensis
Lineage: Eukaryota; Metazoa; Arthropoda; Insecta; Diptera; Drosophilidae
Gene: Sardh
Product: sarcosine dehydrogenase, mitochondrial
Exons: 3
Coding region: 18-2675 (885 amino acids)
Cellular component (GO): mitochondrial matrix; cytoplasm; mitochondrion
Molecular function (GO): sarcosine dehydrogenase activity; protein binding
Source: RefSeq, a predicted model, not a curated record
CGACGGAGCUCCUCAGUAUGUGGCGUUUAGUAAUUCCAGCACCCUUAACGAGAGGGAGUCAAGGAUUUUUUACACGAAGUCUCAGCAAGGCGAAUGCGCCAACUGCCGAGCUUCCUUCUUCGGCGGAUGUUGUGGUAAUUGGUGGCGGGUCGGCAGGAUGUCAUACGCUGUAUCAUCUUGCAAAGAGAGGCGUAAGGGCUGUCCUCUUGGAGCGUGCCAAACUAACAGCUGGCACCACCUGGCAUACGGCGGGUCUAGUCUGGCGGCUACGACCCAACGAUGUCGAUAUUCAGUUGCUGAACAACUCACGCAAUAUGUUGCGUCAGUUGGAAGCGGAAACGGGUCUUGAUCCGGGUUGGAUACAAAAUGGUGGAAUUUUCAUUGCGCACAACGAAACGAGGCUUGACGAGUACAGACGGUUGGCCACCGUGGGGUCUGCACUUGGCAUUGAAAAUCAAAUACUGAGCCCCGAAGAGACGCAAAAGCUGUUUCCACUUCUCGACCCCCAAGCCUUCAUUGGUGCUCUUUACUCACCCGGCGAUGGUGUUGUUGAUCCUGCAAUGCUCUGCACAGCACUGACACGUGCGGCCACAAAGCGAGGGGCAAAGGUGAUCGAAAACUGUGCUGUCAAUGAGAUCUUGAUUGAAGAAGGACGAUGCGGCAAAAAAGUUAUUGGUGUUGCCACGCCGUUUGGCAACAUAAAAACCGAUAAGGUUGUGAACGCCACCGGAGUGUGGGGUCGUGAUUUGGUGGCGAAACACGGCUCGCAUCUGCCUCUAAUACCGAUGAAGCAUGCCUAUAUUGUUUCAGAGUCGAUACCGGGUGUGCGUGGUCUGCCAAAUAUUCGAGAUCAUGAUUACUCCACAUAUUUUCGGAUACAAGGUGAUGCCAUAUGCAUGGGUGGCUACGAGCCUAAUCCGAUUUUAUUAGAUCCGGUGGCGUCUGACUUUCAUUUUGGGUUAUACGAGCUGGACUGGACAGUGUUCGAGUCCCAUUUGAAUGGCGCUCAGAAAUUGUGUCCAACCUAUGCCAAAUAUGGCAUUAAGAGCACAGUCUGUGGUCCCGAAUCCUUUACACCUGAUCAUAAGCCGCUAAUGGGUCCCGAUACAUUGCUUGAUGGGCUCUAUCAUAAUUGCGGCUUCAAUUCAGCGGGCAUGAUGUUCGGUGGUGGCUGUGGUGAGCAAACUGCUCUCUGGGUCAUUAAUGGACAGCCUGAUCUGCCUAUGUUUGGAUUCGAUCAUCGUCGAUUCACACCGGAACAAGGACAAGCCACCCAAUGGAUACGGGAAAAGUCGCACGAAAGCUAUGUGAAGAACUACAGCAUGGUGUUCAAAUACGAUCAACCAUUAGCAGGUCGCGACUUCCAGAAGGACCCACUGCAUGAGGAAAUGUUACAAAGCAAUGCCUUCAUGGAGGAGAAACAGGGAUGGGAACGACCGGGUUUCUUUUUAAAAAACAACAAGAAAGCAGACGCAUUACCUUAUGAUUGGUACGGCAGCUACGGCCAUGCGCGGCAUCAAAACAGCAACUACGAGCAGGUCUUGGAGGGCGAUCUGAAGUACAACAGAUUUUCGGAGCAUCAUGAUCUUAUCGGCGAAGAAGCGCACGCUUGCCGCAAUAAUGCCGUCGUCUUCAACAUGAGCUAUUUUUCGAAAUUGCUACUUGAGGGACCGCAAGCACAGCAGGCGGCUGACUGGCUCUUUUCGGCAAACACAAAUCGAGAUGCCACUAAAACAGUCUACACAUGUGCCCUCAAUGAUGCCGGCGGAGUAGAGGCAGACGUAACAGUUUCGCGAUUAGUUUCGGGCUCUGGAGCAAUCUACGAUCCAAAAUUUAAUGGACAGGGCUACUACAUUGUGGCGGGUGGCGCCUCUGCCUUCUACACCUACAGCGUGCUGAUGAAAGAGAUGCGUCGUAAGGGGUUCGACGCCAACCUGCAUGAUAUUACGGCCGAAAUGGGUGUAAUUUCAAUACAAGGGCCGAAGAGUCGCGAGAUUCUGCAGAAAAUUGUCGACUGCGACCUUACCGAUGAGAAUUUGCCGCCAAACAGCACCUUGUUGGCGAAAUGCAAUGGCAUUGGCCUGCGGUUGCUUCGUGUCAGUUUUGUGGGCGAGCUGGGCUACGAGCUCCAUGUGCCCAAGAGUGACUGCGUUGCCGUCUAUAAGGCUGUAAUGUCGGCCGGAGCAGAUCAGAGUCUACGGAAUGCAGGGUAUCGCGCACUGUACUCCCUCAGCAGCGAGAAGGGCUACCAUCUGUGGAGCUUUGAUCUUCGCCCCGAUGACACACCCUUGGAGGCUGGCUUAGCGUUUACCUGUCGAAAGACCGGCGAGUUCAAAGGCAAGAAAGCAAUAGACGCACAGCGCGCGGCAGGUAUUAAAAGACGUAUGGUAUAUUUGACGCUGGACGAGCAGACCGCCAUAUGGGGUCUAGAAGGGGUUUACAGGGAUGGAGAGCCCGUCGGAGUUCUGAGGCGGGCUGAGUAUGCCUACACACUCGGCAAGCCCUUGGGUCAGGCUUACAUAACGCGCCCGGAUGGUCAAAACAUUGACAAUGACUAUCUGAGAGCUGGCAACUAUGAGCUGGAUAUUUUGGGCAAGCGCUACAAGGCCACUUGCCAUCUACGCAGUCCAUUCGAUCCGAAAGGCGAACGUGUGCUCGGCAACUACAACAGCUAGGCUCAUAUAUACUUGUACAUACAUUGCGUGUAAAUACAUAUAAUACCUUGUAAAUUUAA